Molecule: messenger RNA, 2343 nt
Organism: Daucus carota subsp. sativus
Lineage: Eukaryota; Viridiplantae; Streptophyta; Magnoliopsida; Apiales; Apiaceae
Exons: 14
Coding region: 255-1964 (569 amino acids)
Biological process (GO): peptidyl-serine phosphorylation; intracellular signal transduction
Molecular function (GO): protein serine/threonine kinase activity; ATP binding
Source: RefSeq, a predicted model, not a curated record
AUUUUAUAGUUUACGGUUUGUUGUUUUAUGAAACAAACGUGGGGAAGAUUGACUCAACUCGAUGAUUAUUAUUGGUUGAUAGAUAACUUAAACUAGUACAAGUACAUACAACUAUAUUUAUGUUCUUGUAUCUAUAGAUUUCAUGUUUUGUGUGUGUUCUGUCUGAUGAUCAAUCCAACUGCACUCUCUCCAGACAAAGAAAUAUAGUUGUGAUAGAAGCCUGAUGCCCUGAUCGUUUAGAAAGCUUAUCAAUCAUGAGUUCCACCAGAAGUUGGUUUCAAAAGUUUCGGCAUAGAGAUAAGAACAAGGAUAAAUCUGGGACUCCUACAAAGAGAGAAACCGAGGAGACAACAAAUUCUCCUAUGGAGGAUGAGCCACCAUCCAGUGCUACACAACAGAAAGUAGCUGCUGCAAAGGAGUACAUAGAGAACCAUUACAAAGCUCAAAUGCAGUGUUUGCAAGAUAGAAAAGAGAGGCGCUGGGUCUUGGAGAGGAAACUGGCAGAUGGCGAUGUUCCUGCGGAAGAGCAAAUGAAUCUUUUGAAUUUCUUAGAAAAAAAGGAGACAGAAUAUAUGCGUAUUCAAAGACAUAAGAUGGGUGUUGACGACUUUGAUCUUUUAACAAUAAUAGGAAGGGGUGCAUUCGGGGAGGUUAGAAUAUGUAGAGAAAAAAGUACAGGGCAUGUAUAUGCCAUGAAGAAGCUUAAGAAAUCUGAAAUGCUACGUAGAGGACAGGUGGAACAUGUCAAAGCGGAAAGAAAUCUCUUGGCUGAGGUUGAUAGUGGCUGCAUAGUUAAGUUAUACUGCUCUUUUCAGGAUCAAGAGUUUUUGUAUCUUAUAAUGGAGUAUCUUCCCGGGGGUGACAUGAUGACAUUACUGAUGCGAAAGGAUACCUUGACAGAGGACGAAGCUAGAUUUUAUGUUGGGCAAACUGUCCUCGCCAUUGAAUCAAUUCACAAGCAUAAUUAUAUUCACAGGGAUAUUAAGCCUGACAAUUUGCUUCUUGAUCGAAAUGGUCAUAUGAAGCUUUCUGACUUUGGGUUGUGUAAACCUCUGGACCGUAGUAACUUUCCAGAUCUUAUUGAGAAUGAAAAUGGAGAUGGAAAAAACUCUAGAACUUUGCCGGGAGGUGUUCAGUAUAAUAACAAAACUAGUGUCCCAAUGAGGUCACAGCAGGAACAAUUGUUACACUGGAAAAAUAACAGAAGAAUGUUGGCAUAUUCAACAGUUGGGACGCCCGACUACAUUGCCCCAGAAGUGCUACUGAAGAAAGGAUAUGGAAUGGAAUGUGACUGGUGGUCCCUUGGGGCAAUUAUGUAUGAGAUGCUUGUGGGAUACCCACCUUUUUAUUCUGAAGAACCCAUGUCUACUUGCCGAAAGAUUGUGAACUGGAGAACACACUUGAAGUUCCCUGCAGAAGUCAAGCUGUCAUUUGAAGCCAGGGAUCUCAUUACCAGACUCCUGUGUAAUGUUAAUCACAGGCUUGGAACUAGAGGGGCAUAUGAAAUAAAGGCACACCCAUGGUUUAAAGGAACCAAAUGGGAUGAUUUAUAUCAGAUGGAAGCUGCAUUUCUGCCGGAGGUUAACAAUGAACUAGAUACCCAGAACUUUGAGAAGUUUGAAGAGUUGGCAUCUCCACUGCAAACUUCAUCGAAAGCAGGUCCAUGGAGGAAGAUGAUUCCCUCCCAAGAUGUGAAUUUUGUUGGCUAUACGUAUAAGAAUUUUGAGAUUGUAAAAGAGCAUCACUUGCCUGGCAUAGCGGAAGUGAGGAAGAAGACAAAUAAGUCGAAAAGACCAUCCAUUAAAACAUUAUUUGAAGAAACACGUGAACCUUCAGACCAGCAGCUGCCUAAUCAACCCAGCAAUCGCACUCGCUUAUUUACCCAAGUGGAGGUGUCUGAGAGCCCCGAGUCGUCACCAAGCUCCAGCGCAUCCUCACAAUACAAUAGCAAGCGCCUGACAUAAUAACAAACUAAUGACACAAGUUUGAUCAGACCAAACUAGCAGGUGUUAGGUGAAGCCAAGAAGACAAGAUGUGAAGAACGUGAAGCUCAUGUAAAAACUUAAUGUGGGUGGCCUGUUUUUUUUUAUCCCAACGAUCUAGGAAAUUGAUCUGUGGUUUAACUGUGUGAAUAGAAUAUCGUUUACUAGGAUUGAAGGAAUUAAAUUUAGUUUUGAGGAGGCUUUUUGGUGUAGGCUCCCGCUGUAAAUUAUAUAUAGAUUUAAUAUUGGUUGAGAUCUAGUUUAGUUUUUCUGACUGCUGAUUGUUGAUAAUCAAAAUGUGUACUGGUUAUUCCAGUUGUGCAAAUUAUGUAAUAGUCAAUCGUGUUCUCCUUUCUCUGUA